UCUAACCAAAGACCUGCUGCACAUUAUUACAAUCAUCGACCACAAAUGCGUGCGUGCCUAUUCGUGUUAAAUUAUUCAGCAGUUCCUCGUUAGCAUGUUCCUUUUCAAGGCUGCUACACCGAAAGGAAAGAAAUAAAGCUGGCGGUGUAUGAAGAGCAGGUGCACGGGAAUCCCUCAGCCCCUGGCGCUUACAGGCUGAGUCACUGCUGCUGAGGAGGAAGGUCUGGAGAGGGAGCGACAGAGGAGGAGGUGGCGGGGGAGGGGGAGACCAAGAAGGAGGGAGGCUCCGAGAUAAGCCACAACAGGAAGCAGCGAACACGCAUCAAACACACACACUGAGCCUGUGUGCACGCGCAGGCCAGGGAGCGACUGCGCGAGCUAGUGAACGAGAGGGAAAAGAAGAAGGGAGGGAGAGUGACACGGAGGCUGGGAGAGCCGCCCCCCUCCUCCCCCUCUCUCUCUGUGGAGCAGGCGUGUAGCGGCAUCACACUCGGCGUGAAGGAACCAUGAGCGAUGUCACCAUCGUCAGAGAGGGAUGGCUCCAGAAACGGGGUGAAUACAUAAAGAACUGGCGCCCACGGUACUUCCUGCUCAAGACAGACGGUUCGUUCAUUGGUUACAAAGAGAAACCUCAAGACGCAGACCUUCCCUAUCCACUAAAUAACUUCUCUGUUGCAAAAUGCCAAUUGAUGAAGACAGAGAGGCCAAAGCCAAACACCUUCAUAAUUCGCUGUCUCCAGUGGACCACUGUCAUCGAGAGGACGUUUCAUGUGGACACUCCUGAUGAGAGGGAUGAGUGGACAGAAGCCAUUCAGAUGGUGGCCGAUAAGCUGCAGAGACAAGAGGAGGAGAGGAUCCAGUGCAGCCCCACAUCCAACAUCGACAACAUGGUGGAGGAGGAAAUGGACAUCUCCACCACACACCACAAACGCAAGACAAUGAGUGACUUCGACUACCUGAAGCUGCUUGGUAAAGGCACCUUUGGCAAAGUCAUCCUGGUCCGAGAGAAGGCCAGUGGAAAAUACUACGCCAUGAAGAUUCUAAAGAAAGAAGUUAUCAUUGCCAAGGAUGAAGUGGCACACACGCUCACAGAGAGUCGAGUUCUGAAGAAUACCAGGCAUCCUUUUCUGACGUCUCUGAAGUACUCGUUCCAAACAAAAGACCGGCUCUGUUUCGUUAUGGAGUAUGUAAAUGGAGGAGAGCUGUUUUUCCAUUUGUCCAGAGAGCGAGUGUUCUCUGAGGAACGCACGCGCUUCUACGGAGCUGAGAUUGUGUCUGCGCUGGACUACCUGCACUCAGCCAAGAUAGUGUACCGAGACCUCAAGUUAGAAAACCUGAUGCUCGACAAAGAUGGCCACAUCAAGAUCACUGAUUUUGGCCUGUGCAAAGAGGGUAUCACAGACGCUGCUACCAUGAAAACCUUCUGUGGAACGCCGGAGUAUCUCGCCCCCGAGGUUUUGGAGGAUAACGACUAUGGCCGUGCGGUAGACUGGUGGGGCCUGGGAGUGGUCACAUACGAGAUGAUGUGUGGGCGCCUUCCCUUCUACAACCAGGACCACGAGAAACUGUUUGAGCUCAUACUCAUGGAGGACAUCAAGUUCCCUCGAACGCUGUCUUCUGACGCCAAGUCUCUGUUGUCUGGCCUGCUCAUCAAAGACCCCAACAAGAGGCUUGGAGGAGGACCUGAUGAUGCAAAAGAAAUAAUGAGACACAGUUUCUUCACUGGAAUCGACUGGCAGGAUGUCUAUGAUAAAAAGCUGGUCCCUCCCUUUAAGCCUCAGGUGACGUCAGAGACAGACACCAGAUACUUUGACGAGGAGUUCACGGCACAGACCAUUACCAUAACUCCACCAGAGAAAUUUGAUGAGGACGGUAUGGAUUGUCUGGACAAUGAGAGACGGCCGCACUUCCCGCAGUUCUCCUACUCGGCCAGCGGGCGGGAGUAGAGCGGGCGGCACGGUGUCAUCACAUAGGGUCAUUGUGGGACUCUUGCCUGUCUGGAUGGAUUUGAUCUUUUAUCUUUCUCAUCAUUACUUCCUCCUCUCAUUUUCACCCCUCAUCUGUAUUUUUCACAUUUUCGUGAAGAGAUACUUAAUAACAUCAAAAACUCUCCUCCAACUCAUCUGGUUAUCAUUUAUCGCAGUAGAGGGAGCAUCAGUGCUAACCUGUUGUGAUUCGAUUGGCUCCUGCAGUUAACCAAACACACAAGUUCAAUGUUGUUUCUUCUUUUUACAGUAGAACUAGACUAUAUUCAACCCAAACUGCCAUAACUGGUUGUAUCUCAGGCUUUUUUGCAAGUAGACUGAUUCAAUCCUUGCAAAGAAUAAUUUAGGAUUGAACGAGGAAGCAGCUGAAAUAGUGAAAAUCACACCACCUCAUACUGUAGACACAAGCAGGAUUCGACUCAGGUUUUGCUCUGUGCAAUCCAUUCUUAUUGUUGCUGCUACUACAACUACUACAACUACUACAGGUACUACAACUCCUCCUACUUGUACUCCAACUGCAACUAGUGAAACCCGGUGCUACGCUACACAGGCUUAAUGCUGCAGAUCAUAACACAACAGCUAAGCUAACAUCGUAUGGAUCUAUGUUACUACUAUUUGUACAGCUUUGUGAGUCUAAAGGAGCACACCUCAACUCACAGCAUGGCUAAAACUGAUGCCCCUCUAAGUCAUUACCCACAAUGCAAUGCAGUUUCUAAGAGGUGAAAAUAAGAGGAAAAGGGUUUGCUUGAUUGUUCUCCCAUUUUUUUUGUUCAAAAGUCCCACCCCUCUCCCCAAAAAAGGGAAAAACGGUACUUUGUGUCCAUGUUGGAAAAGCUUUACUGUGACAUAUUGUUAUCAUGGCUCCAAGAAUGAAAUUAAUCUUUCUAAUGUGAUCGCUUAUAACUAAUGUACUCUAUUAAGUGAGGGGUUUAUAUCAAAGGGUUUUUUGAGAAUUUGUUGAGGUAUGCAUCAACAAUUUAUGGGUUUACAUCGAUCACAGCAAUUGCUACUAUAUAUAUGUUUUAUUUAUUGUUCAUCGGUUUUAUAUUUAACUUUUUCUAUUGUAUUAUGAUUCUAUAAAAGAGAACUUUGUUAUUUCUUAGGGCUGAGUGAAAAAGGCACCUCAAGAAACAAAAUGGCUGAAGAAUGUAGGAGGGAAAGCGGAUUGCCUUCCUGCUCCAUGUGUUUGUUUUUUUGUGUUUUGUGACCAAAAUGUGACAAUGAGAGGGAGACAGGACGCAUUCAAGACAAUGUAUAUGUAUAUAUAUCUUUAUUUAUAGUCAUACUUAUGUUGGAUUGUGUGGUUAUAGGCCUGUCACGAUAACCAUAUAUUGUUGAAGAAAACUAUAAAAGACAAUACUGACACAAAUUUAUGCCACUGAUACAAUCAUCCUAAAGCAGGAUUAUCCCCAAAAACUAUUCUAAAUGUAAAAAACCACAAACUCCAAUAAAUAAAUAGUAGAAUUAAAUACUUUUAGUAGUUUGUGUCUAUAUUGAGUUAUAGAAGUUACUUAUUCAACCCUCUACGGCUCAAAUCUUACAAAAAAUACCCUCACAAGUCGAUCUAGUAAUUAUCGUGACAGACCUAGUUGGUUAGCAUUAUAUGCGCAGGUGGAAGUCGAUGAGAAGAGUUUUGAAGUUUGAAACCCGCAGCGAGAUGAAUGUAAUUAAUUGCAAGUGCUAUUGUUUUGAGUUAAAGGUUGAAGCAUGUUUCUGAAAAGUCUACCCACUAAACCCCCCGAAUCCUGUUUUUGAGGCGCCCUGUCCCCUCUCUGGUCUGGACCUUGUUGUGCUUGUCAUGUCUUCCAGUCUUAAUAACAUUUUCAAAAGUCCCCCCAAAAGUCCUGUCUUCAUAAACCGAGUAAGCCUUAUGGUUUAGCUCAGAGAAAGCCGAAGAACUUCUAACUUCUAGCACUUCAAUUAUGGAAAACAUAUGCCAGUUAUUAUUCUUUUCAAUUAGCACCUAGACAAAGCAUGUGUUUGUAUUGGUGUUCCUCUGAGAGAGCUGUCAUAUACGUUUGAGGACAAGGGGUAGAAAACUGCAUUCCAAUGUAUUUAUUUGAAUGUUUUAUUAUUAUUGAGAAUAACUUGAAUUUUUUUCUAAUUUAUUUAUUUUUUAUGUUUUAGUAUGAAGGGGCUGUAGUUUUUUUCUACUGUCUUUCUGAAAAAUGAAUGCCUCCCUUUGUUUCAUUUUGUUACAAAUAUUUUAAGAAUUCUCGCUGCUCUUACUCGAUAGGCUUUACUCUUGGACAUCCACUGAAAUGCUCUUCGCUUGCAGAGAUGCUUAAAGGCAGGAUGGCUGUAGUCCUCUGUCCACACUACCAGGCCCCAGUCACAAGUCUCAUGAAAAAUACUUGUGUGAGAUUGAUCAAUUGAGCCUGUCUGGCACAAGCCACAGUUCAAAAUGACUACAAAUCGCACCCAGCUGGCAGCGGCGGCGGGCGAGCGCUGCCGAGUAUUUGGAAGGAUUUCAGCUUUGAUUUGACCCAGGUCUGUGCGCGGCGGAGGAGUUCUAGCUCUACGUGCAACUUAACGCCAAAAUCAUUAGAAACCAGAGUUCAUCAAAACGCUGCUUUGUAGCUUUGGCCACGGCACUUUCUCAUUCCACUAUUUUUCAGAAGAAUCUGAUUCAGCUCCACUUUAAAGAAACAUUUAGGCUUUUUAUGUUUUUAAGAAAAGCAAGGAUUUUAAAGCACAUGUUUCCUCUGUAUAUCACUGUUAGCUUUGAAGCAAUGAGCUGUUGAAACCUGAAGGACAGUGUCCCUUAUGCCAGAGAUGUCCGAUUCAGGGCUCACAGUCACCAGUUACUUGGUCAGUCCGAAUGUUUGUAGAAGCAGAUCCACUGAUGUCUUUUGCUUUUUAAAGUUCUCUCUUUAUCCAACUCUUCCUGUUAAGUCAGAAGUAGCUCACAGAGUUCAAAGAAACAGUCAAAGUUCAGCAAUCAGGAUACUUCACUCCAUUCUCACAGGUGGAGGAGGUGGAUCUUAGUAACUUUGCUCAUCAGUGUGGCUUUUCCACUGGGAAUGUGACUUUGGGCACACUGGAGCGGCCAGUUACAGCUUUACACGUUCCCUUGGACUUUUGUGGAACCUUUGAGUUUCACUCUUUAAGCUGCUGCUGUUUGUACUCUACAUCUAUCACAACAAAUGCCACUUCAGUAGUAUUUCCUCUUUACGCUGCUCUGUAAAUAUAAGUCAUUGCUGUUAGUAACCCAACAGCCCUGCGUUCACUGAAAACAAGUGAACUGCUCAAACAUUUGGACCGGUCUCUAGUACUCACCCUCAUAUCUGCAAACCCACUCCCCCUCCCCCCCUCCCUCUGUUCCAUCUCUGGUACCUGUCUAAUAACGUUCAUUACAAGAAGCAUGAGACACAUUUAUUAAUAACACAUUCAAAAAGGCUCAUAAUACAAACUAUAUCAGAUUUCUAUGUCCAAAUCUACUGUAGCUUUACAGUUGUUUGAGUGGUCAAGUUUCCCAAAAAAAGCAUUGUCAAGUCAACUUCAUGAGGUGUUGUUGACUCUGGGACAGAGCUGGGAACAAAGAUUUUUCACACAAAAGCAGAUCCAACAGCUCUGUCCUCGUGCUGUCAGGACACAGUGCUGCCUCCACGUGAAAACAACUACUUACCAUCAACAUGAAGCUGUUUUUUACACUGUACAUCCUUAGUAUUUUUACACAUGAAAUGUAUAUGAUAGGGAUGCACAUUAUUUUCCUUCUUACAGACAGCUUCAAUAAAGCACUAUGUCAAUCUGC
Boleophthalmus pectinirostris (great blue-spotted mudskipper) is the source of this 5739-nucleotide messenger RNA. RefSeq names its product v-akt murine thymoma viral oncogene homolog 3a (gene akt3a). Gene Ontology annotation, molecular function: protein serine/threonine kinase activity; ATP binding. The coding region runs from base 507 to 1946 and encodes 479 amino acids. The transcript has 14 exons. Gene Ontology annotation, biological process: protein phosphorylation. NCBI's taxonomy places the organism in Eukaryota, Metazoa, Chordata, Actinopteri, Gobiiformes, Gobiidae. The record is from RefSeq and is a predicted model, not a curated record.